Microsporum canis CBS 113480 is the source of this 1149-nucleotide messenger RNA. RefSeq lists its product as uncharacterized. The coding region runs from base 1 to 1149 and encodes 382 amino acids. The record is from RefSeq and is a predicted model, not a curated record. Lineage: Eukaryota; Fungi; Ascomycota; Eurotiomycetes; Onygenales; Arthrodermataceae. The transcript is spliced from 4 exons.
AUGGCUACUAGAGCGGCUGGACAGGGAGAAGGCAUGGUUCAACAUAUUGACGAAGUUAUGAUGGAAGUUAUGGAAAAGCUCCAGCUUAUUGUCAAUCAUCUGCAAAAAUUCGAGCUUAAUAGACCCUGUAAUAAGAUCGCUAAGGGUGCAAAUGAUAUAAUCACUGCAUUUAUGGAGGGUACCGUCGACCUCCCACAAGAUCAAAUGGAGAUAAAGAUCAAGGUAGAAGCAACGAGCAAGAAGAGCCCAAAACAGAAUGGCACGCCCAAUAUAGCGAGAUCAAAAGAGGAUGAGACACUGGCUGGCACUAUCGAUAUCAACAAUUCAAGUAAAGACAGUGUCAGCCAGGUUAAUAUGCGCAGCAGGGCAUUAGGAGAGUUGUUAGGACUCCACCCGGAUACCUCAGUUCUGACAGUGCCUUCACCAACCAGAGUUGCAUGUUCGGCUGAACGGGUUCUACUUCCAUCUGGUGGCGCAGUCAGCCUCCAGUGGAAGCCUCUAGAGCCCAAAGCUAGCAAGGUGACGGUGAUAGGAAUAUUCCCACGGAAUGUGUUGGGCUUUCUCUCCUCCAAGAUCCACGAAGGCCCGCUAUACAGUAUUGAUAUCUAUCCUGACAAGGGGUACGCGGAGAUCAUUUUCCAGCAUUCUGAGCAGGCGGCCGAUUUUAUCGGGAGCGAUCGAGCCAUAGCGUCUAAGCUUGGGUAUGGACGUUUUGGGCCGGGAUAUUCGAUUGCUAAUGUACAGGAAUUCAUGUGGCAUACAGAGCUUCGAAAGAUGACCCAGAUACCACGGGAGCGGCGCCGGUUGACGUUCUCCAAAGCCAAGUUGCUUGGACAUCAUCUGAGCUUUACGCAGUUUCGGGAGAAGGUUGCCGCGGCCGCAGGAGGGAUUGAUGCUAUUGAUAUUGCAUGGGCAUAUAAUUCCGGCAACGUGACUGUUGUUUUCAAGAGCGUGCAAGUUGCUAAGACCGUGAGGCAGUAUUUUGUAGCGCAAUCAACUAAGAACGGCCUUUUCAGGAAGCUGGUUGUCACAUUUGCAACAGACCCUUGUGAAAGGCCAUUGUUAUUAUGUUCACAGGUGCUACCGUCUGCCAAUGAUGCAGCCUGCCGGAAGCCUAGAAGCAUCAAAGUGUCGACCAGCCAGAGAUAA